AGCUCUGUUACUUCGUUUUCUCUCCAUUUUAUCCCUAUGAUGUAUGAGCCAGGCAGCGAGCAAAUUAACUGCAACGGCCACAUUAUUGACUUGCCCUCGCUGGAGGUAGUAAAAACAGCACCCAAAAUGCCAGGAGAUGCAAAUAUUGAUUGGUUACUUCACAUUUACUUUACCCGGCGUGAAUUUAAACGCUGUCGUCGUCUUAUCGAACGUGAGUUGAAUCGUCAUUUGAAUCCUGAAUAUCUAUACUUUGUGCAGGGCUUAAUUGACCGCGAAGAAGGCAAUAACAUUGAGGCAUUGAGAAAUCUACAAAAAUCAGUGGAGCUAAAUUCAAAAAACACCGAGACCUAUAAAGAAAUUGGACGCACCCUCUAUUUAAUGGGACGCUUUGCACAGGCUUUAAAUGUAUUCCGUGAGGCGGAACAACUUAGUCCCCGUCAGGAUCAUGAAAUUUAUCAUUACUUAGGCGAACUAUUAUAUAGGGCAGCUGCCACACAAACUAAACGUGAAGUGGCACGUCAACAACUGGCCGAGUCACGUUCCUAUUUUGAAAUGUCCAUACAAAGUGGUAAAAAAUUGGAAAGUUUUAUGCGUCUAGCUGAGCUGUAUCGCAAGGAGAAGGAAUACCAAAUGGCCAUUGAUGUGCUUGAGACAUGUUUACAUUUGACACCCGAAAAUGCUGAGGUAUUGACUGAAAUCAGCGUUUUAUAUUUAAAAAUCAAUGAGACCCAAAAGGCCUACGAUCGUCUGCAGGAAGUCGUUAACAUUGAAAGGAAAUGCCAGCCAAAGGGCUUGCUAGCCUUUGGUGCCAUUUUGCAGUCGCGCAACGACAUCGAUGGCGCCUUGAGCAAAUAUAGUCAAAUCGCAAAUGCCGAACCGGAAAUUGCCGAACUCUGGAAUAACAUUGGUUUGUGUUUCUUUAAGAAGCAAAAAUUCAUUGUGGCAAUUUCAUCGUUACGCAAAUCAGUUUGGCUCUCACCGCUCAACUAUAAUGCUCUUUAUAAUUUGAGUUUAAUUUACAUUGCUUCUGAACAAUAUGCCAGUGCCUUUCACACUCUGGCAGCAGCCAUAAACCUGCGCAAGGACAAUGCUGAAUGUUAUAUGCUAUUGGGAUUAUGUUUACGUAAAUUGGAUGAUAUGGAGAACGCAUUUAAUGCCUUUGAGCGUGCUGGCAAUGUGAUAUUGGCCUUUCCGGCAAACUCUACACGUAAUCCUUUAAUAUUUUUGAAUUAUGCCCUAUUCUGCUAUGAGACAGGACGUUUGGCCUUGGCUACCGAGCAGUACAAUAGAUUUUUGAGUCAAGCUCAGGACUUAAUGCUACCCACUGAGUACAAAUAUCAAGCAACCAAAUUGAAAUCUCUUCUACGCAUUACAAGUAAUGGCAAUGGCAUUUUAUUGGACGCAAGUGAAAAUGAUAUCCGAAUAUCCGAGCACACUAAUGGUCUCCAGCAGACAGAUGACUUACCAUUGGAAGUGAAUGCAGUUGUAAAUAAUCAAAAUUAAUCAAAGAACU
Molecule: messenger RNA, 1513 nt
Organism: Drosophila willistoni
Lineage: Eukaryota; Metazoa; Arthropoda; Insecta; Diptera; Drosophilidae
Gene: BBS4
Product: Bardet-Biedl syndrome 4 protein homolog
Exons: 10
Coding region: 37-1503 (488 amino acids)
Biological process (GO): cilium assembly; protein localization to cilium
Cellular component (GO): ciliary basal body
Molecular function (GO): protein binding
Source: RefSeq, a predicted model, not a curated record